Emiliania huxleyi CCMP1516 is the source of this 1659-nucleotide messenger RNA. RefSeq lists its product as hypothetical. Lineage: Eukaryota; Haptophyta; Isochrysidales; Noelaerhabdaceae. Gene Ontology annotation, cellular component: chloroplast. The coding region runs from base 1 to 1659 and encodes 552 amino acids. The transcript is spliced from 7 exons. Gene Ontology annotation, molecular function: carotenoid dioxygenase activity. The record is from RefSeq and is a predicted model, not a curated record. Gene Ontology annotation, biological process: carotene catabolic process.
AUGCGUCGCUACCGUUGCGCCUCUGCUGCCGCGCUGCUCUGCUGCGCUCUCUUCCCGCCUGUGGCUUGCCUGCCCACCGCGGCAGGUGGUCGUACCGCGCGGCACGCAGCCUUCGCAAGCUAUCGUGGCGAAGCCGUGAGCGACGCGAGCAUGGAGGUUGUGCGUGGCGCGGUGCCCGACUGGCUCCGCGGCGCGUACCUCCGCAACGGCCCCGGCCUGUUUGAGGCGGGCGAGCGAAGGCUGCGGCACUGGUUCGACGGCUACGCUCUGCUAACCCGCGUGCAGCUCAGCGGUGGAGAGACGCCUCCGCGCCUCACGACUCGCUUCGUCGAGACCGACGCGCUAACGGCGGCGCGGGCGGGCUCCCUCGGGUACGCCGAGUUCCAGACUCCGCUCAGCGAGCCGGGCGGUGGCGUGGCGGGCGCGCUUCGGUCCCUGGCGGCGCUCGCGGCGGGAGACCCAACGGACAACUGCUGCGUCAACCUCGUCCGGCACGGCGGCGACCUCGUCGCGAUGACCGAGACGCAGCGCUCCUGGAGGGCAAUCGACCCGGCGACGUUGAAGCGCGUGCCGUGGGCGGCAGGCUCGCGGCUGGGCGUGCUGGGCACGGCGCACCCGCACCCCGACCCGGCGGGCGGAGGAGGGCUGAUCAACGUGGCGACCGACAUCAACCCUCCCUUCUUCUCGUCGUACCAGGUCUACACGGUGAGCGCACAGCCGCCGUGGCAUCGCCAGCUCCUCGCCUCGAUCCCGUGCGACGACCGCGCGGCGCCUCGCCGGCUGCACUGGUUCGGACUCGCGUCCGCGCCGCGCUGGCUGCACUCGUUCGGCGUCACGGACCGGUCUGUGGUGGUCAUCGAGCAGCCGGCCGCGUACGACGUGCACGUGGUGCAGCCGCCCUUCUUCUUCUUCCACGUCUGCAACACCUUCGAGGCGGACGGCGCCGUCUGCGUCGACCUCUGCGCCUUCGACGACCCUGAGAUCGUCUCGAGCCUUUCGCUCGAGCGACUCACCGACGAUUCGCAGGCGCUCGACCCGCUGCCCGCCAUACUCUCGGCGUCAUCUCGAGAGAUCUCGCCCUAUCUCGGCUCGGUCUCGGCUCGGUCUCAUUUCGAUCUCGUCUCGAUCUCGGAUGACUCGCAGGCGCGCGAUUUGCCGCGCUCGCGCGUCGUCCGGCUCUCGCUGCCGCGCAGAGGCGGCGGGGACGGAGGCGGCGACGCGGACGGCGGCGCAGCGCCGGAGCUCGUGCCGCUCGACGACGUCUCUGUGAGCGGCGGGUUCGCGGACUUGCCGACGAUCAACCCGCGCGUCGCGGGCAGCGAGAGCUGCGCCGACUACCGGUUCGUCUACGGCAUCGGCGCGGCGCGGCCGACGCCCGUGUCCAACCGGCUGGUCAAGACGGACGUGGCGGGGCGCGGCGGCGACGCGGCCUUCGAGGUUGCGGGCAUGCUGCCGGGCGAGCCGCUCUUUGUCCCUCGGCCGGGCGGCGCCGAGGAGGAUGACGGGGUGCUGCUGAGCAUGGGCACCGACCCCGACGGGGGGAGCAGCUUGUACGUGCUCGCCGCGCAGGACAUGCGACUGCUCGCCCAGUGCAGGUCGCCGGUGCCACUGCCCGCCGGCUUCCACGGCUGCUGGCUGGAGGAGGGGGGCGGGUCAUAG